ACAAACCUACCAAGAAUACUCCCUAUCCCCUUUCCUUAACACCAACCUCCCCUUUUCUUUCAUUCCCCUGCAGGCUCGAAGAAAAACGGAAUCUCUACAAACCAGAAAAACCCUUUUCCUUUUCAUCUCCGAGCUUUGUUCUGGGAGAAGGGUUUUUCUUCUUUCUCCCUUUUUCUUCCUUCAACCAUCAUUUAGUUUCAAUGGCUAAAGGGGCUAAAGCCUCUAAACUAUUGUGAAGGCUUUUGUGUUUGAGGGAGGAAAAUAAGGGAAACAAAAAAUAUACCUCGAGUUUAUGAUGGCUCGAGCCCUGGACGGCAUUCAGAAAUCGAAAUCUUUCCGCUUCAAAAAGAUGUUAGAGAGUCCUGGUCGACACGUACGCAGCCUUUUACUUGAAAAUGAUGAUGGAGGAGCUGGGGAUGAUAGGGUACAAUUUAGAAGUCAAGGGUCGAAAACUGCAGGUGACCGGCCAUUGGAACUCCACCAGACUGGAUUUUCCCUUCACCAAUCCAGUAAUUCAGCUCAAUCCAGUAAUUCGGCUCAAUCUAGUAAUUCAGCUCAACCUUCACACUCGAGCUUGCGGCCUGCUGCUUCACAUUCACAAGAGGUGGAGCAGAUUAGGGAAAGAUUCGCCAAGCUGCUUUUGGGGGAAGAUAUGUCAGGUCGAGGGACGGGUGUUUCUUCAGCUUUGGCCUUGUCUAAUGCCAUUACAAAUCUUGCUGCUUCGGUUUUUGGAGAACAAUGGAAACUAGAGCCUAUGUCUGCAGAGAGGAAAGCCAUGUGGAGGAAAGACAUUGAUUUGCUUCUAUCUGUAGCUGAUUAUAUUGUCGAACUCGUCCCUUCUCAACAGACAGCCAAGGAUGGAACUACCAUGGAGGUAAUGGUGUCACGGCAAAGAAAGGAUCUUCUUAUGAACAUCCCAGCGCUGCGCAAACUGGAUGCUAUGCUUAUUGAGCACCUGGAUAACUUCAAAGGCCCGAAUGAGUUCUGGUAUGUGUCCAGAGAUGCGGAGGAUGCAGGGAGUAGAGAGGAUGACAAAUGGUGGCUACCCAGACCCAAGGUUCCUCCCAAUGGGCUAUCAGAUGCAUCCCGAAAAUGGCUGCAAUUUCAGAAGGAAUCUGUAAACCAAGUGCUAAAAGCAGCCAUGGCCAUAAAUGCUCAGUUACUAUCAGAAAUGGAAGUCCCUGAUGACUACAUUGAAUCCCUUCCAAAGAAUGGUAGAGCAAGCCUUGGUGACUCAAUCUAUAAGAGUAUUACAGUUGAAUUCUUUGAUCCUGAGCAAUUGCUCUCAACCAUGGACUUGUCCACAGAUCAUAAAGUGCUUGAAUUUAAAAACAAGAUAGAGGCCUCUAUUGUGAUUUGGAAGAGGAAGAUGAACCACAAGGAUGGAAAGUCCACCUGGGGUUCAGCUGUGAGCUUGGAGAAGAGGGAACUCUUUGAAGAAAGAGCAGAGACCAUCUUACUCCUACUCAAACAGCGGUUCCCAGGACUUGCUCAAUCUCAACUGGAUACGAGCAAGAUCCAGUUUAACCGGGAUGUGGGACAGUCUAUCCUAGAGAGCUAUUCAAGGAUACUAGAAAGCUUGGCCUUCACGGUCAUGUCUCGUAUUGAAGAUGUAAUGUAUGCAGACUCUCUUGCUCAAAAUCCAUCACUGGCACAAACUGGCAGGAAGCCCUCAGCAGUCUGCUUGCCAUUGACAGGCUCGGCCAGGGAAGAGACAGAGAAGAAUCCAACAGAGACACAGACACCGACUUCUAUGACAUUAUCUGAUUUCAUGGGUUGGCAUUUGAUGGGAGAUACUGAGCCAGGUAGAAGCUCCUCAGGAAACUCAGAUGACUUGAAAGAUGACAGUGGCAUGCUUGCAGGUAAACUUAAUAAAGUUGCAAUCCAUAAGAAAAGCAAUUCCUAUCUAGACAAGCUCGAGAACCUCGGUGGCCUAAGAAGUCCAACAUCUCGCCAUUGAGGAUGAUAGCUAUGGAGAAAAAGAUAAACAAAAAGAACAAGGAUACAGAGGAAGGCUCAACUAGUGAAAGAGGUUCAACUCAUCAAAUGUAAAUAUUCUAUUGUUUUGUCAUUCAUACUGUUCUUCCUUCCCAUUAUGGAUAGGGAAGCAUAAGCAUUUAACCCUUGGAUUUGAUGCAUCCAGGAUGUGCUUCAGGCCACAUCCUUUGUUGAGUCAUAGUUGCAGUUACUGUAAUGUUUUUUUCUCUGAAGAAACAGUUUACUCCUCACACCA
Vitis riparia (riverbank grape) is the source of this 2233-nucleotide messenger RNA. RefSeq names its product rho guanine nucleotide exchange factor 8. The coding region runs from base 293 to 1960 and encodes 555 amino acids. Lineage: Eukaryota; Viridiplantae; Streptophyta; Magnoliopsida; Vitales; Vitaceae. The transcript is spliced from 7 exons. The record is from RefSeq and is a predicted model, not a curated record. Gene Ontology annotation, molecular function: guanyl-nucleotide exchange factor activity.